AUGGAGGCUGUGACGGACGAGCCGUUCAGCGACGCCGUUAUGGCCUGCCUCCCGGCCACGCCGUGGAGCAUUAGUAACGAUGAGAUCAUGCGCCGGCGGGAUCUGCGAUCCACUAGGAUCUGCAGCAUUGACCCGCUUACCGCGCGAGACCUGGACGACGCGCUAUCCAUCGAGCCGCUGCCGGCCGGCGGCGGCUGGCGCGUCGGCGUGCACAUCGCGGACGUCGCGCAUUUCGUGGCGGCCGGCUCGGCGCUCGACAAGGAGGCGCAGGAGAGGGGCACGAGCGUUUACAUGGUCGACCGUGUCAUCCCCAUGCUGCCGCGUCUGCUCUGCGAGGAGCUGUGCUCGCUCAACCCGGGCGUGGACCGGCUGACAUUCUCGGUGAUCUGGGACCUGUCAGACGACGGGCGGGUGCUGAGUCAGUGGGCGGGACGCACCGUAAUCCGCACCUGCGCCAAGCUGGCGUACGAGCACGCGCAGGCCAUGAUCGAGGGGACCUUCGACACCGCCAAGCCCCCUGUCGCCCUCUCCAGACCCCACACAUGGCCCCAAGUUGUCGGGGACGUGCUGGCGCUCCACCGAAUUGCGGCGGCGCGGCGAAGGGAACGUUUUGAGAACGGGGCGCUCCGACUGGACAACGUGAAAUUCAACUUCACGCUCGACGCCGAUGGCAACCCCUGCGAUGCGCAGCCCCACGUGCAAAGGGAGGCGAACCAGCUGGUGGAGGAGUUCAUGCUGCUGGCCAACAUGAGCAUAGCUGCCCUCAUCGCGGGGGCGUUCCCUGACCGCGCCCUCCUGCGCCGCCACCCGCCCCCGCACCAGCGCAAGAUGGAGGAGCUCGCCGCCACCGCCGCCGGCCUGGAUGUGAAUGUGGACGUCGGAUCGGCUGCGUCGCUGCAGGCGUCGCUGGCGGCUCUGCGCGGCCACCCGGACCCGCGCAUGCUCGACAUCGUGCAGCUGCUCGCCACCAAACCCAUGCAGCUGGCGCGCUACUUCUGCACGGGCGAGGUGGAGGACCCUGCUGACUGGGCUCAUUACGCACUCGCGCUCCCCGAGUACACCCACUUCACGUCCCCCAUCCGCCGCUACCCCGACAUCCUCGUGCACCGCCUGCUCGCAGCAGCGCUCAAGCUUGGUGAGUCAGUGAUGACUCAAACUUACCUGCCUGACUGGUGCGAGCAGCAGGGCCUGCUGGCCACCAAGGCGUGCGCUGACGUGGCUGCCCACUGCAACGACCGCAAGCAAGCCGCCAAAAUGGUCCAAGAGGCGAGCUCGCGGCUGUACCUGGCGGUGCUGCUGCGGCGGCGGCCGGUGCUGUGUGAGGGCGUUGUCAUGGGUCUCAACGGCGCGCGAUUCCUAGAUGUUUACGUCCCCGACAUUGGCAUCGAGCUGCGAAUCCAAGUGGAGGACAUCGCGCCGGCACCCGUAUACGGCGACUGGGACGCCAAAGCCAAGUGGGUGCACUUGCUCUUGGUGGCAUAG
Coccomyxa subellipsoidea C-169 is the source of this 1482-nucleotide messenger RNA. RefSeq names its product RNB-domain-containing protein. Gene Ontology annotation, cellular component: exosome (RNase complex); P-body. Bases 1 to 1482 code for a protein of 493 amino acids. The record is from RefSeq and is a predicted model, not a curated record. Gene Ontology annotation, biological process: mRNA catabolic process. NCBI's taxonomy places the organism in Eukaryota, Viridiplantae, Chlorophyta, Trebouxiophyceae, Coccomyxaceae. Gene Ontology annotation, molecular function: RNA binding; 3'-5'-RNA exonuclease activity. The transcript is spliced from 9 exons.